AUGGGCUUUUCUUCUGUUGGAAAGGCUGGUUCUCUGAGUAGCAUUGGUGGCCCUGCUGACGGUUCCCAUUUGGGACAGGCAGUUACAUCGCAACAGAGUUUUAACCAGUCAAUACCGCAACUUCCACCUGUUCGCCAGCAAAUAUCAUCACUCCAGAAGCCUAUUCAGUCACCUCAGCUCUUGCCACCUUCCCUUCUGUCACACCCUAAAAUUCCAGCAUCCUACUCACAAAUGCAGGCACCCCUUGCAUCUCUACAGCAGCUUGGUCAGCCUGGCUUCGUCAUUCUGCCAGUCGAACACCCUUCAGUCGAGAACUGCCAACAGUUAGUUGGAUUGGGCGGACAGCCGUCUGUUUUGCAACCUCAGUGCAAAUCGACAGCAGCCUCCUGCUGCUGUUUUACAGCAACUGCUUCAGCCUCUUCAGCAGCUGCCUUCUCAGUUAGCUCAGAUGCUGUCACAACAGAGACAAACCUGCAGGCAAGCUUCCAGUCGUCCCAGCAAGCAUUCUCCCAACUGCAACAACAGUUGCAGCUGAUGCAACCAUCAAAUCAAGGUUUAACAUCACAGCAGAGUUCUCUGGCUACUAAACAGCAGUCUCAAUGGGCGGGGAUUGUACCACAGAUAGCUGCCAGCACCAUUGCUACUACUAUGCUGGCUGCUGAUGUGCCUGCAUCCAAAUCUGCUGCUCCUUUGAUUACCCAGGCUGUGGCUCCAUGGGAGAAACCUGAAGAGUUGACAAUACUAGAACAUCAGCAUCAACAAAAACCAUUAGCUCAGCAACAUCAAGCCCAGUCGCACCCUCAAGUUCCAUAUGCCCAGCAAGGUCGACAAACACAAUCAGUCCAGCUGCAGGCUCAGCUUCAAACAAAGCUCCACAACCACCAGCAGUCUACUUUUUCAUCAUUGUGCCAGGCUUCUGGAGUUACAGGUCACCAAAAUGUUCAGGACCCUGGUUAUACACAAUUACAGGUAGUAGCUGGUUCAGUUAGUGGUUCUACAUGCUUCCAACAGGGCUUUCAGGCUUCUCAGGAGUGGAUGUGGGAGAAUAACUGA
Molecule: messenger RNA, 1053 nt
Organism: Juglans microcarpa x Juglans regia
Lineage: Eukaryota; Viridiplantae; Streptophyta; Magnoliopsida; Fagales; Juglandaceae
Product: flowering time control protein FCA-like
Exons: 9
Coding region: 1-1053 (350 amino acids)
Source: RefSeq, a predicted model, not a curated record